Scleropages formosus (Asian bonytongue) is the source of this 1787-nucleotide messenger RNA. Its product is annotated as RING finger protein 223-like. Lineage: Eukaryota; Metazoa; Chordata; Actinopteri; Osteoglossiformes; Osteoglossidae. The transcript has 4 exons. Gene Ontology annotation, biological process: protein ubiquitination. Gene Ontology annotation, molecular function: ubiquitin protein ligase activity. The record is from RefSeq and is a predicted model, not a curated record. Bases 378 to 1040 code for a protein of 220 amino acids.
GGGAUUCUUGUUAUUCCAUGUGAGUGAGGAUGAAGAACUAGGCCAAGAAAAAAUGACUGAAGAGAAAAAGUUUGGAAAGGAGAGGCUCUCGAGCCCUGCCCGUCAAAGCGAUUUGCAUGCAGAGGUUUGAAAAGUCCGUGACAGGAAGCGGGCAGCCCUUUCCGAGAGAGGCCCAGGAGACCGCCCGAGACCCCCGACGGGCGCACAGCCCGUUUUCAUGGUGCCCCCGGGGAACCUGUCCAGCCCCCAUCAGGGAACUUUUUCGGCUGCUGGGAAUUUCGCCAAAGCAGAAGGACAAAUUUGCUCGAACCCGAGCGCACGGCCACAGGGACUCUCUUGACGAUAAGAAGAGAGGGACCCCAUAACCCGUUGUGAAGAUGACACAAGCCGUAGAGGUGUGGCACACACAGGCCACGCCCCCGGACGAGGAACAGGGCGGGGACAGGCCGGAGUGCUCCAUCUGCUUCAGCACCUACGACAACGUGUUUAAGACUCCCAAGCUGCUGGCCUGCACUCACACCUUCUGCCUCGAGUGUGUGUCCCGCCUCACGGCCCAGUCAUCCGGGGCGGAGGGCCGGAUCCCGUGCCCAUUCUGCCGCCAGCUCACAUCCAUCCCCGAGAGGGGGCCGCCCGCGCUCACCACCUGCCAAGAGGUACUGAACAAACUGCCGGCACACCUGCAGCACGGCGAGCAGGUGUGGUUGGAGGGGAAGAAAUUGUGCUACCUGAGCACCCCAGACCCCGGUUGCACCGUCACCUGCGUGUGCCUCGAUAUCGGUGCCAGCAAACCGGAACAGGAGGCGCCGCAGCGCUCCGCUCCCGCGCGCUCCCGCCUGCGGAGCCACCUGCUGUCCGACUGGAAGCGAAUGGUGCUCGUGGUGGUCCUCAUGGUCCUCCUGGUGUCUGUCAUCCUGUGGCCGCUGCAGUGCGUCUUCGCCACCGGGUCUCUGCGCUGCGCUCCGGAGAGCGAGCGCCCCGAGCUGGAGCCCACCGCGAUGCCCCUCGUCACAAAGCAGAUGCAGACAGACCUGCCGUUGUGAGCCGGAAGGGAUCACCCCAACGGCAGGAGCCGGAGAAGCAGUGCCAAAGAACAGAAGGGCUUCGAUGCGCGAGCUCGCACCCCUCCCGGACAAGAGGGGGCUGCAGUCAGGCUGGACCGUGACGGCCGGCGCCAGAUGUGCCAAUUCAAUAGCGAACACGCUAAGGACCCCCCAGCCAGCCGUACGUGUUACGUAAGACAGAACUGAGCCAACGAGAUUCCUGUGGACCUUCUGCAGGGACCAAACGCAAACAGCAAAUGCAAACUUGUUUAUUGACGACACAAACCGACCGAUUGUUAAUUUUGUGUUUUUUUUUUUUUCCCUGUGUUUGUUCUCACAUUGUGAACCAUUUGUGUUGAUCGCAAUCCUGACAUUCCGCUAUUGUCAUGAUGCAGUAACUCUAAGCUCCAAGUAGCAUGGAGCAGCAGUACGGAGUAGAAACCUCUGUCGCCUGGGCCAACAGUUCAAACCCUCCGAUGUUGUUCAAAUGUCCUCUUUUCGCUUUCCAACGUCGUUUCACCGUCAGUCCUACAGCCACGUCUGGGACAAAUACAUACACGGCGGCUAGUUUCAUCGACAUGCCAUCCAGCAUCGGCGAACCUGGAAAUACUCUCAACGUGCCUUUGAAAUGCCUACGUUCUUUCUCUCUACCUCUGUUCCAACCAUAGUUCCUUUUUUGUGUGUCAUAUCAGAAGACUGGAUAAUGGUGUUCACUGGCGAUGUGCAAUGCAUUUCAGGAUCAGACAU